Messenger RNA from Cavia porcellus (domestic guinea pig), 985 nucleotides. RefSeq lists its product as uncharacterized. The record is from RefSeq and is a predicted model, not a curated record. The transcript has 6 exons. Lineage: Eukaryota; Metazoa; Chordata; Mammalia; Rodentia; Caviidae. The coding region runs from base 1 to 960 and encodes 319 amino acids.
AUGCCCAGCCAAGGCUUUGGCAGUGGCCAGUGUGGCUCAUAUACAGCCAUGUUUUCGAAGGGCUUCCUGUGGGCAGCCUGCUCCAAGCUCAGUUCGGCUAGUGUCCUGAGAGAAGAAGUGCCAACCACAUCACGCCACAUCGCUAACAGUCCUGACCCCUGGGAUGUGGAGGAUAAAUCCACGAAAAUUUACCAUGGGAAAGUGAAGCGCUCCCCCUCAGGUGGCAGGGAGCCCAAGCGCUUCUGCAUGUCAUACCAAAUUGACACAUUCAUUGAAGGGCUUGAGAACUCUUUCACCACCUCCGCCCAGUGCUUGCGUGACUUGGAACAACACAUGCAAGAGAAGGAUGAGCGGCAGAUGCAGCAGGAAAAAGAGCGGCUGGCACAGGAGGAGGAGGAGCCAGACAUGGGGCAAUGGGAGGAGCUGCGCAUGCUGCAGGAGGAUCUAGAGUUCCAACCGAGAGUGGUGCCUGAGGAACAGCAGGUGCAGCCCCACGUCUUGCCUCUUCAAAUGGGAGCUGAGCAGCAAGCCUCUAGCAGCAAUGAAGAUAAUGACUCUGACAACUGGGAAGAUGAGAGUUCCAGCAUUUCUCCUGCAGAGCAACAGGGGGCUGUUUCAUCCAGUAGCUCUGACUCUCUUCCCGCCUCCCCCUUGUCACAAACAUCACCUGUAAGACCUUUAACCGACUUCAACACCGAGGAGCUCGUACAACUGUGGCUAGAGUUACCAGCCUCACAGGCUGCCUGCUCAGAGCUGAACAAUUUGACUGCCAGUGAUGAGAGCUCCUCUCAGGAGCAGGUCGCCUGGCAGCAGCAGGUCGAGGAACAUGAGGAAGCAGCACCCGAAGCAGAAGACCAGGGCUCCACUGCAAACCUGCCUAGCGAGAGACCCUUCUUCUCCUUGAGGAAUUAUAGUUUGAGCAGUGUGCUGCGCCAGUGGGAUUCUGUUCCCCACCCAUGAGAGGAAGUUUGGGAGAGGCAGGGGG